Molecule: messenger RNA, 870 nt
Organism: Penicillium argentinense
Lineage: Eukaryota; Fungi; Ascomycota; Eurotiomycetes; Eurotiales; Aspergillaceae
Exons: 1
Coding region: 1-870 (289 amino acids)
Source: RefSeq, a predicted model, not a curated record
AUGGGAAACAGUCCCUCUCGCACGCGAUUCUGUGAUAACAAACUCUUCACCAUGGUCCGCCCUUCCAGAAGGACAGCCUGGGAUCCACCGGGCUACGACUCGCCAGACUGGAAAGCCAACGCGGUCACACACACCUCCAGCGGCGAUGCUGACUCCCGUUACGCAUUCCUGAAGGACUUCGACACGAUCUUCCUCGUGGAUGAUAGCUCUAGUAUGAUGGGACCCCGCUGGCACGAAGCCGAGGAAGCCAUAGCAGCCAUUGCGCCCAUUUGCACCCAGUACGAUGCAGAUGGGGUUGACAUCUACUUCUUGAACCACCGCCGUGCGGCGACCAGUCACACUACCGGCGCCUAUAGCAAUAUCACUACUGCCGCCGACGUCCAAGAAAUCUUCAAUAGUGUCCACCCGCGCGGUUCGACCCCGGUCGGGAAACGACUCCUCGAGAUCCUGACGCCGUACCUCGCGCGCGUGGAGCGGAUGCAGGCGAACCGGAACGCGGACGGGUCCCUACGAGACCCCUUGAUGGCCGUGAAGCCAAUUAAUAUCAUUACCAUUACCGAUGGCGAGUUCACGGAUGAUGCGGAGAGUGUCAUUGUGCGGGUUGCCAAGGCAUUGGAUCACUCGCGGUGUAAUGCGCUGCCGUGGCAAGUCGGCAUUCAGUUCUUCCAGAUCGGUGAUGAUCAGAGAGUGCAGCGGUACCUGCAGGAACUGGAUGAUGACCUGGGCCGGUGGUGCAAGGAUGAGCAUCUUCGGGAUAUCGUGGAUACAGUGCCAUGGAAGGGAAAGAGAGGGCGAUCUCUAGAUGCGGAGGGGAUCUUGAAGUGUUUGCUUGGGGCUGUGAACAAGAAGUAUGAUCGACGACAGGUCUGA